UUGUGGUGACUGAAUUGCUUUCCAGUACCAGGGUAUUUAGUCAAGCAGAUUGUGUUUCUUUACACCCUGCGAUCAUCUCUCUUGACGGCGGUUGGUGACAAGUGGAUUGGGGGACAGCAGCAUCACACAAACAGAGACAUGAGCAUGCAUACAAACCACAUCCUAACAAGGUGGGAUACAGCACUGCCAGGAGCAUGAAUUACUGUGCCGUUGCAUGAAGAAUUGGUAGCACUGGACCAGAUACACCUUUAUCUUCUUUCCACUAAUCAUGGGCAGUGCAGAGGAAAUGCACGGAUGGAGAGUAAAAAUGAGCAUGCCGAGUGUUUUGGCCAUGGUGACGGCCUUUUCUAUGAUUCCUGGCGGGGUGCUGAGCGAUAUGAGAGGUACUCAGGGUCUGGAAGCCCAGCAAUUGGCCCAGGGGUCCACUCAUCUGCACCGUCGCCUGAAGAGAGGCUGGAUCUGGAAACAGCUGUUUGUCCCAGAGGAAGAUCCCACUCCUCGCGUUAUUGGCCAGCUCAAAUCUGACUCUGACCGAGGCGAGUUUUCUAUCAAGUACAUAUUAACAGGAGAAGGUGCCGGAGAUGUGUUUGAGAUAGAUGAGUAUUCUGGUGAGAUCCGGACACUGAAGAAGCUCGACCGUGAGGAAAAGGCCUUCUAUGUCCUUCAAGCCCAGGCUAUCAACAGGAGGACCAAUGAACCAGAGGAACCCCAGUCAGAGUUCAUCAUCAAGGUGCAGGACAUCAAUGACAAUGUCCCCCAGUUCCAGAACGAACCAUAUGUAUCCAGCAUUCCUGAGAUGUGUCCAACUGGGACCACGGUGGCCCAGGUGACAGCCACAGAUGCUGAUGAUCCCAUGUUCGGAAACAACGCCAAGCUCAUCUACUCCAUCCUGCAGGGGGAGCCCUACUUCUCUGUGGAGCCAAAGACGGGGAUUAUUGUAACAUCUUGGCCAAACAUGGACCGCGAGGCCAGAGAGCAGUACCUGGUGGUGGUGCAGGUGAAGGAUAUGCUAGGCCUCAGUGGCGGUUACUCCUCUUCCACAACAGUAACCGUCAGCCUAACUGAUGUCAACGACAAUGGACCAACAUUCCAGCACCACCUGUACGCCUUUGCCAUCCCUGAAAAUGCAGCCGUGGGCACCACAGUGGGCAGGAUUAUGGCAGAGGAUGGAGACAUUGGCACGAAUGCCAGAAUGACCUACAGUCUGGAGGAUGACCUGGAGGGAAGCUCCACUUUUAUCAUCAAAACAGACCCGGUGACGCAGGAAGGAGUGGUUCUGCUAGCCAAGCCUUUGGACUUUGAAACUAAACGACGUUUUGUCAUGGCCGCAGAGGCGGUCAAUGACCACGUGGACACUCGUUUUCUGACUUUGGAGGAGUUCAGUGACAGGACAACGCUCAAGAUUGUUGUGGAGGAUGUGGACGAGCCGCCAGUCUUCCUCUCACCGGUCUACGAGUGGAAAGUUCCUGAGAAUGCAGCUGCGGGAACUGUGGUUGGCAUUGUUAGCGCCAGAGACACUGACACAGUCAACAAUCCCAUCAGAUAUUCAAUUGACAAAAGGAGUGAUACCACAAAAGCUUUCAAAAUAGACCCAAACAAUGGAACUAUAACCGUCGCUAAAGCUUUGGACAGAGAGACUUCAAACUGGCACAACGUGACGGUUGAAGCUAAGGAAGCAACGCAGAACCAUUUAUCCUCCUCUGUGGUGGUGUUCAUCAAAGUGCUGGACAUAAACGACAAUGUGCCAAGGCUUGCAAGAGAUUACCAGCCAUAUAUCUGUGAAGGAACACAGGCGGGAGAACUCAUUCAGCUGCUCAGUGCUGUUGAUCCAGACGACCCUGUGGAAGGACACCACUUCUACUUCUCUAUGGUCCCUGAGAAGCAUAUCAAUCCAAACUUCACUAUCAGAGACAAUCAAGACAAUACAGCCGGCAUCGUUGCACGCAGGAGUACUUUUACCCGCAAGGAUCGAACCCAGUACCUCCUGCCUGUUGUGGUGACAGAUAGCGGCUCUCCAGCUCUCUCCAGCACGAGCACUUUGACCAUCAGUGUAUGCAGCUGCCAGCCUGCCGGUCAUUGUCCCACAGGGGGGGUGAAGGCCCUCGCCCUGUCUAUGGGGGUCAGCCUACAAACCUUGAUAGGGAUUCUGGUCUGCCUGGUCACUCUCACAGCCCUGUCAAUUUUAAUGCUGAUGGUGAGGAGACACAGGCGGAAGCAGCAGGAGGGACUUGAGGUGAAGGAUCUGGAGCUGCCGGAGACGGUGUCACAGAAGGUGCUGUAUUACGGAGAACCGGGGCGUGGAGGAGCAGACCUGGACUUCUGCCCGCCGGUCGUCCCGCUGCGCCCCCACCCCAGGAAGAGGGAGAGGAAGCUGUGGAGGGAGGACGUCAGGGCCAGCAUACGAAUGUCCCUCAGAGAGUCCCACCUCAUUGGGCCAGAGGACGAGGUCUUCAGGCAGUUUAUUCUGGACCGGCUGGCGGAGGCUGAUCGUGAUCCUUAUGUUCCCCCAUUUGACUGCCUAAAAACCUAUGCAUAUGAGGGGUCAGGCUCUCCCACAGGGUCCCUGAGCUCACUGGAGUCUUCUACUAUGGAGCUUGGACCGGAGCAACCUGUUUGUAAUCCUAGACCCUACUUGGUUAGACUUACCCCUUGGUAUGGGGGAGGAGAUGAAGACACCUUCUGAGGGGCUCUUCUUCUUUUUAAAUGUACCCUAUGUCAUGUAUAUCAUACAUCACUUGUAGAAGGGACAGAUAUUAUAUAUAUUUUUUUAUGAAUUUAAUAACUUGUAUUUCUCCUGACAAGCAUCUUCUUGUGGUUGCGCCAAUAAUUACUGCCAUCUCUCAGUAGCCAAGGUGGGAUUAGCAUGCCAUGGGACAACAUGUUAAGUGAACAAGUACUUAAACUUGACUGUUUGCAUCCUUUCUUUUACCAAAAGUCAAUGUUUGUUUCGUUCAACCUUAAUCAUGACCGUUCCAUAACCUUGAAGAUGCGUUAAUUUAUUUUUUGGCCACUUGGCCACAGUGGAAAAAGCUAAAAACACAAUGUAAUUACCUUAUGAAGUUGUUAGGGUGAAUGUGUUGGCGAUUGCCUUUUCACACAUGCAGCAACAGAAGCAUUCAUUUGUGGUGGUGAUGCAAUAUUCACUCUCCUAACACUGUUUUGUUUUCCACCACCGCAUCUGUUGAGUUGUACUGGGCAGGUAGCACACAGUGGGUUUAUUAAAUUUUUCUGAAAACAACUGUCUGAUGCAGCUGGAAAAAGGAGCAUUAAGAGCAGUCUUUGUUGGCUAUAAAACCGAAACAAUUAGGGUAAUUAGGCUAAAGCACUCUUCAAGCUGGGAAUGUAAAGUUGGUGACAAGCAACCCCUUUACAUUGCACAUAGUCAUUUCAUCCAUUGUUACUAUUGAUUCACGCAGCGUUAACCGGGUACUUUAAGCCUUAACUUUUUGACUGGAAUCAAAAAAUGUGGCAGAUCAUAAAUUGUAGGUUUAGGUUUCUGAGUGGAGCAAUGUGAUUUUUGAAUUAAUACAGUCAUUACACUGUAACAGUAUUACACUUACUGUAUAAUACCUACAGUAUUACUGAUGUGAAAUAAAAAAUUCUGAUGCCAUUUGUAA
This is a messenger RNA of Dicentrarchus labrax (European seabass), 3617 nucleotides long. RefSeq names its product cadherin 19, type 2 (gene cdh19). The transcript has 12 exons. NCBI's taxonomy places the organism in Eukaryota, Metazoa, Chordata, Actinopteri, Moronidae. Gene Ontology annotation, molecular function: cadherin binding; calcium ion binding. Gene Ontology annotation, cellular component: catenin complex; adherens junction; plasma membrane. Gene Ontology annotation, biological process: cell morphogenesis; multicellular organism development; cell-cell junction assembly. Bases 269 to 2683 code for a protein of 804 amino acids. The record is from RefSeq and is a predicted model, not a curated record.